ACAGAAAGGCGUUAGUCGUUCAACAGCGCUGAUCGAGUUUAAAUCUAUAGCGAAAUGAGCGGCGGAAAGUGAGCCACUUGGCGUGAACCCAAAGCUUUCGAGGAAAAUUCUCGGGCCCCCCAAAAAAUACAAAUAUCAGAAAGAAGUAUCGGACAGAUUCGCGACGUGAAGCGUUACGAUCGCCAAAAGAUCUCCGUGCGGAAACAAAGAAAUUGAGGCACCAAGAGAUUGUUGUUGUGCGCGAGUGUGUGUCUUCAGCUGGGUGUGUGGAAUGUCAACUGACGGGUUGUAAAGGGAAACCCUGAAAUCCGAACGGCCAGCCAAAGCAAAUAAAGCUGUGAAUACGAAUUAAGUACAACAAACAGAUACAGAUACUGAAACAGAUACUGAUUAUUCGGAUUCGAAUAGAGAAACAGAUACUGGAGAUGCCCCCAGAAACAAUUCCAUUCAAUUCAACAUAGUGCGUUUCGCGAGUGUCAUUGGCAAAAUAUGUGGAUUACCUGCGAACCGUCCGCCCAAGGAGCCGCCGGGUGACAGGUGUAUCCCCCAGGAUACCAACCCGUGCCCAGAUCCACCAAGAUCCGCAUCCAGAUCCCGACCCCAGGGUGCCAGAGUGUCAUGUGCCGCGGCAUUCCGACCGCAGCCACAUCAACCGACCAGGUGCGCCUCGAAUGCGGCAACACUAUUUUCAACAAGAACUCGAUCUACUUCAUCUACAAUUAUCGGAGGAAAACAGUAGCCGACAUCCCUAUCAGAUAUUUACACAAGCGUGAUUUAUUUGAAAAGCGAAACGGCCGCAGUGCCAUAAACAUCUGUAAAUUGUGCAAAUAUAUCGAAGUGUAACCGAAAGCCGAAAGCCGCUCGCCGCGAUAACGGAUCCCAUUCCGAUUCCAACUUCAAAUCCAAAUUCGAAUCCGAACCGAUUCCGAGCCCCCGUCAUAAAUUCAGUGGAAAAGUGCACGAGACAGUUGGUCGCUCCUACUUUGAUUGCUUUCCUUCACCUUUACCAUUACCAUUAUCAUUACCGUUACUAUUACGAUUACGAUUACCAUUACCAUUACCAUUACCAAACGGGCGAUCCAUCACACGGCUUUCGAAUUAAUAAGCGAACACAUGUCGUAUCGAUAUUCGACUUGAGCGAUACGGGCACCCGGAGAUCCAAUAUCAAGCGACCAAGAUACCACUCGACCAUAGGAAACUUUAUAAGACUGAGAGUUGCAAGCGACCAUGCGCGCAUGGCUUCUACUCCUCGCAGUGCUGGCGACUUUUCAAACGAUUGUUCGAGUUGCUAGCACCGAGGAUAUAUCCCAGAGAUUCAUCGCCGCCAUAGCGCCCGUUGCCGCUCAGAUUCCGCUAGAAUCAGAAUCGGAAUCCAAAUCAGAAUCCAAAUCAGAAUCAGGAUCAUCAGGAUCAGGACGAUCUGGAUCUAGAACGGGAGGAGCCUCGACCAGCACAGCAUUAGCAAAAGCAUUUAAUCCAUUCAGCGAGCCCGCCUCGUUCAGUGAUAGUGAUAAAAGCCAUCGGAGUAAAACAAAAAACAAAAAACCUAGCAAAAGUGACGCGAACCGACAGUUCAACGAAGUGCAUAAACCAAGAACAGACCAAUUAGAAAAUUCCAAAAAUAAGUCUAAACAAUUAGUUAAUAAACCCAACAACCACAACAACCACAAAAACCACAACAAAAUGGCUGUCAAGGAGCAGAGGAGCCACAAGAAGAGCCAGCACCACCAUCGCAGCCACCAGCCAAAGCAGGCCAGUGCAUACACAGAAUCUCAUCAAUCCUCACCGAUUGAAUCCAUCUUCGUGGAGGAGCCAACGCUGGUGGCCUCCAUCAAUGUGCCCGCCAACGCCAAGGCCAUCAUCGCCGAGCAGGGCCCGUCCACCUACAGCAAUGAGGAGCUCAUCAAGGACAAGCUCAAGCCAGAUCCCUCCACUCUAGUCGAGAUCGAGAAGAGCCUGCUCUCGCUGUUCAAAAUGAAGCGGCCGCCCAAGAUCGACCGCUCCAAGAUCAUCAUCCCCGAGCCGAUGAAGAGGCUCUACGCCGAGAUCAUGGGCCACGAGCUCGACUCGGUCAACAUCCCCAAGCCGGGACUGCUGACCAAGUCGGCCAACACAGUGCGAAGUUUUACACACAAAGAUAGUAAAAUCGACGAUCGAUUUCCGCACCACCACCGGUUUCGGCUGCACUUCGACGUGAAGAGCAUUCCCGCUGACGAGAAGCUGAAGGCCGCGGAGCUGCAGCUAACCCGGGACGCACUCAGUCCGCAGGUGGUGGCCAGCAGAUCGUCGGCCAAUCGGACGCGCUACCAGGUGCUCGUCUACGACAUCACGCGCGUCGGUGUGCGUGGCCAGCGGGAGCCGAGCUAUCUGCUGCUGGACACCAAGACGGUCCGGCUGAACAGCACGGACACGGUGAGCCUCGAUGUCCAGCCGGCCGUGGACCGGUGGCUGGCGAGUCCGCAGCGCAACUACGGACUGCUGGUGGAGGUGCGGACGGUCCGCUCCCUGAAGCCGGCGCCACACCACCACGUACGCCUGCGCCGCAGCGCGGACGAGGCGCACGAGCGGUGGCAGCACAAGCAGCCGCUCCUGUUCACCUACACGGACGACGGGCGGCACAAGGCGCGCUCCAUCCGGGACGUGUCCGGCGGAGAGGGCGGCGGCAAGGGCGGCCGGAACAAGCGGCAGCCGAGACGGCCAACGAGGCGCAAGAACCACGAUGACACCUGCCGGCGGCAUUCGCUGUACGUGGACUUCUCGGAUGUGGGAUGGGACGAUUGGAUUGUGGCGCCGCUGGGCUACGAUGCGUACUACUGCCACGGGAAGUGCCCCUUCCCGCUGGCCGACCACUUCAACUCGACCAACCACGCCGUGGUGCAGACGCUGGUCAACAACAUGAAUCCCGGCAAGGUGCCGAAGGCGUGCUGCGUGCCCACGCAACUGGACAGCGUGGCCAUGCUCUAUCUCAACGACCAAAGUACGGUGGUGCUGAAGAACUACCAGGAGAUGACCGUGGUGGGCUGUGGCUGUCGAUAGAUUCGCACCACCAUCGCACCAGACCACGUCAUCCACUUUCCCGAGUGGAUGCGAUGGUAAAUCGCGAGCGAGAGAGCAUCAAAUGCUGUUUGGUUCCAAGCCGUCAAUGCUUUAAACACAACGCAAA
Messenger RNA from Drosophila santomea, 3163 nucleotides. RefSeq names its product protein decapentaplegic (gene dpp). Gene Ontology annotation, biological process: SMAD protein signal transduction; BMP signaling pathway. Gene Ontology annotation, molecular function: growth factor activity; cytokine activity. NCBI's taxonomy places the organism in Eukaryota, Metazoa, Arthropoda, Insecta, Diptera, Drosophilidae. Bases 1228 to 3036 code for a protein of 602 amino acids. The record is from RefSeq and is a predicted model, not a curated record. Gene Ontology annotation, cellular component: extracellular region. The transcript has 3 exons.